This is a messenger RNA of Drepanopeziza brunnea f. sp. 'multigermtubi' MB_m1, 1380 nucleotides long. RefSeq names its product translation elongation factor EF-1 alpha. Gene Ontology annotation, biological process: translation; translational elongation. Gene Ontology annotation, molecular function: GTP binding; translation elongation factor activity; GTPase activity. The record is from RefSeq and is a predicted model, not a curated record. Lineage: Eukaryota; Fungi; Ascomycota; Leotiomycetes; Helotiales; Drepanopezizaceae.
AUGGGUAAGGAGAAGAUGCACAUCAACGUGGUCGUUAUCGGCCACGUCGAUUCCGGAAAGUCCACCACCACUGGUCACUUGAUCUACAAGUGCGGUGGAAUUGACAAGCGUACCAUCGAGAAGUUCGAGAAGGAAGCCGCCGAGUUGGGCAAGGGAUCCUUCAAGUACGCAUGGGUUCUUGACAAGCUCAAGGCCGAGCGUGAGCGUGGUAUCACCAUUGAUAUCGCUCUCUGGAAGUUCGAGACCCCCAAGUACUACGUCACCGUCAUUGACGCCCCUGGUCACCGUGAUUUCAUCAAGAACAUGAUUACUGGUACCUCCCAGGCCGAUUGCGCUGUUCUCAUCAUUGCCGCUGGUACCGGUGAGUUCGAGGCUGGUAUCUCCAAGGAUGGCCAGACUCGUGAGCACGCUCUCCUCGCCUACACUCUCGGUGUCAAGCAACUCAUCGUCGCCAUCAACAAGAUGGACACCACCAAGUGGUCCGAGGCCCGUUUCCAAGAAAUCAUCAAGGAGACCUCCAACUUCAUCAAGAAGGUCGGAUACAACCCAAAGACUGUUGCCUUCGUUCCCAUCUCCGGAUUCAACGGUGACAACAUGAUCGAUGUCUCCACCAACUGCCCAUGGUACAAGGGUUGGGAGAAGGAGACCAAGGCUGGCAAGUCCACCGGCAAGACCCUUCUCGAGGCUAUCGAUUGCAUCGACCCACCUUCCCGCCCUACCGAAAAGCCCCUUCGUCUGCCCCUCCAGGAUGUCUACAAGAUUGGUGGUAUUGGCACGGUGCCAGUCGGACGUGUUGAGACCGGUAUCAUCAAGGCCGGUAUGGUCGUCACCUUCGCCCCAGCUGGUGUCACCACUGAAGUCAAGUCCGUCGAGAUGCACCACGAGCAGCUUGCCGAGGGUCUCCCAGGAGACAACGUUGGCUUCAACGUCAAGAACGUCUCCGUCAAGGAAAUCCGCAGAGGAAACGUUGCCGGUGACUCCAAGAACGACCCCCCCAAGGCUUCUGAGUCCUUCAACGCCCAGGUCAUCGUUCUCAACCACCCUGGUCAAGUUGGUGCCGGUUACGCCCCAGUCCUUGAUUGCCACACUGCCCACAUUGCUUGCAAGUUCGGUGAGCUCUUGGAGAAGAUUGAUCGUCGUACCGGUAAAUCCAUUGAAGACGCCCCCAAGUUCAUCAAGUCGGGUGAUGCUGCCAUCGUCAAGAUGAUUCCAUCCAAGCCCAUGUGUGUUGAGGCCUUCACCGACUACCCUCCUCUUGGACGUUUCGCCGUCAGAGAUAUGAGACAGACUGUUGCUGUUGGUGUCAUCAAGAGUGUUGUCAAGAGCGACAAGGCUGGAAAGGUUACCAAGGCAGCUGUCAAGGCCACCAAGGGAAAAUAG